Molecule: messenger RNA, 4715 nt
Organism: Macrosteles quadrilineatus (aster leafhopper)
Lineage: Eukaryota; Metazoa; Arthropoda; Insecta; Hemiptera; Cicadellidae
Product: irregular chiasm C-roughest protein-like
Exons: 16
Coding region: 379-2664 (761 amino acids)
Biological process (GO): cell-cell adhesion
Cellular component (GO): cell-cell junction
Molecular function (GO): cell adhesion molecule binding
Source: RefSeq, a predicted model, not a curated record
UGCUCUCCACACCGUACCGCUCUGUCCGACGCGACGUGUGUGUGUGUCUGCUGGCCUGUGUUGUGUGUGUAGUGCGUAUCUCGUCCUUCGUGUGUGUACUGGACACUAUGUUAGUGUGGUGAACCGUGAGGGUUGUGAGUGAAUCCCCAAAACACUGUCUGCAACAUUAGAUCGAUGGUGAACUCUAGUUAGUGUUAUGGAUUAAACUUGGAUUACCUCUGAGGAGUACCAACUAGCUGCGAAUCAAACAGACCGAGAUUAUUUCGCUGUCACUCAAGAGGGGGAAACCGAAACAGUAGCAGAUAAAAAUAAGAGUGUCGCUGAGGUGAAGCCCUCCCGCUGGCCAUGCUGUGCUAACAUUGGGUCUAGAGAGGAAGGAUGCUACUAAGAUGGGUGGUCGCCCUGCUGGCUUGGGCCGGUAGAGGGUCGUCCCUGAGAGAGCAGAAGUUUGCCAUGGAGCCGCAAGACCAGACAGCAGUGGUCGGAAGUAGAGUCACUCUACCCUGCAGAGUCAUCAACAAGUCUGGGCUGCUGCAAUGGACCAAGGAUGGCUUUGGUCUUGGCACACAUCGGAACCUCUCUGGCUUCGAUAGGUACAUGAUGAUCGGCAGUGACGAAGAAGGUGACUACUCCCUGGACAUCUAUCCUGCGAUGCUGGAUGAUGACGCCAGCUACCAGUGCCAGGUGGGGACGGGACCCAACGGUGAGACGGCUGUCCGCUCCAGGAUAGCUCAUCUGUCAGUCCUCACUCCUCCAGAACCUCCCAGGAUAGUCCAGACGGACUACCUCCUCACCACGGAGGACAGAGAGAUAGAGCUGGAGUGUAUCUCAGCGGCUGGCAAACCUGCAGCAGAGAUCACCUGGAUCGAUGGUCUGGGCAAUGUUUUGACUGACGGCAUUGAGUACAUGGUGGAGGCGCUGCCUGACGGCCGAAGGUUCACAGCCAGGUCAAUAUUGAAGCUGACACCGAAGAAGGAACACCACAACACAACGUUCACAUGUCAGGCGCAGAACACAGCAGAUAGAACAUACAGAAGUGCCAAGCUUAGGCUGGAAGUCAAAUAUGCUCCUAAGGUAACCGUGAGUGUGGUGGGAAGCAUGACUCGGUUAGUCGAAGGUCAGGAUGUGAGAUUGUUAUGUUCCGCUGACGCCAACCCUCCGAACGUCACCUAUCGAUGGUUCAUCAAUGACCAACUCGUGUUGGGAGACCCGACUACGGAGCUCGUGAUGAGCAACAUCUCACGCAAGAACCACGACUCCAUAGUCAAGUGUGAGGUCCACAACGCUGUCGGAAAGAGCGAGGAAUCUGAAGCCUUGGACAUCAGCUAUGGACCAAGAUUUCGGACGAAACCUCGCAGUAUGCAAGCAGACCUCGGGGCCUCGGUGACUCUUAUAUGUGAUGUGGACGGAAAUCCUCCUCCCGACAUUGUUUGGAUACACGAAGACUCUGACAGACGAGGCAAUGUUUUAACAUUUACGUGGGAACAGGUAGUGAGCACUUCCUCCAACCUCACAAUCACGGUAACUCACGAGUCUGCUGGACGAUACUUCUGUCGAGCGACAGUCCCUGGGUUUCCCGACAUUGGUGCUGAAGCGACCAUCUACAUGAAGGGACCUCCCACCAUCAUCUCUCACCGGACCCAGUUUGGGAUCCCUGGAGACAACGUCAGAUUAGAGUGUUCUGCUUUUUCUAUACCUACUCCGCAGAAAGUGGUUUGGAGUUUUAAAGGAGAAGAUGUUGGAUCCGACCAGGAUUAUUCGGUACUAGAGGACCCUCUGACGGAAGGUAUCAAAAGCACCCUGAUAAUCCGAGAGUCAAGACUGGAGCAUUUUGGAGUUUACAACUGUACAGUGUCCAACCCUUAUGGCAGUGAUGUGGUGGAGAUCACACUUAAAGCUCAGAAGAGUUUUCCUUUGCUCCUGAUCCUGACAGGAGUGCUUGGAGGAGUCGUAGUCAUUGUAGCUGUUACAAUGGUUGUGAUUCUUUGUCAGCGGAAAGUUAAAAAGCCUCAAGCAAACCAUUUGGAGUUACAAAUAAAACCUUACUCAGACAACCUGGAUCCAGAGAAGCAGUGCAAAGAGAGCGACAGAUCGUCCAACAUCUCGGACAUGAAGCUGGAGCUCCGGACAGGCUCGUCUGUCAGCAAUGUCCACUGUGAGUUGGACUACAGCGGAGGACACGAGAGUGAGACGGGUAGCGAGAGUGUUGUCACUAGGAUAGGUCUACCUCUCGCAGGACCCGUGCCUUUGGAUCACAGAUACUCCCAGCGCUUCUCCUCCACGGAGUUCCCAGACCCUGUCUUCCCACCUAAGACUGAUGGCCAAAACAACAAUGGUUAUGUUCCUUACGUGGACUACGCAAGAGACUACAACCCCCCUCCACCACCCACCUCUGGGGCACCAACAAUCCAGCCAGCCAACGGAGGAGUGGGGGUAGACCCGCGGUACUCUGCAGCGUACGGCAAUCCUUACCUGCGCAACGCAGUUAGUCCGCAGCUACCUCCUCCAACGGGGCCUCCCCUGGCGCCACCGCCUCCACCGUACUCCGCAGUACGCAACGGCGCAGCGCCACAAGUCUCACGACUACCUGCCUCGCCUACGUCGCAAUACAUUACCUCACAACAAGCGACAAUCAAGAGAGGGACGUUAGCUACGCAUGUAUAAUACUAGCAGCCCGUGUGAACAUUCUAGCCAAUGUCACAGAACCGGAGUGCUCGAUACUCGCGUGUACAGUGUAAUAUAAUAGGUAUAUAAAACUCAAACGAAUUCUUAUAGUGGAUCAGACGGAAUACGAGGCUCGAUGUGUGAUGUUUACUUAUAAUUUUACGUACCUCUCUAAGCAGGAUGGACGUAAUCUUGGUUAUUUUGUACCUUCGUUUACCUGGGACGGAUUUGUAGAGGACAUCGAGUAUGUAGGAUGAACAAAUAUCUCAAUGCUCAUAGGACUUUUAGACUGAUUCAGGUAUUAAUUUAGUCUUAAGAUUCCAUAGCAAUUUGGUUUCUAGUGUUUGUAUGUUACGAACUCCUUAAAUCAAUUGUGUGUGCUGAGUGAUUCUGCUUAUAAUUUUAAAAUUGGAUACUUAUGUUAUGAUACAUUAGUUAUUUUAUAAACUUUUCUAAAAAAUUUCAGAUGGAUGCGUGUUUAUACUUAUAACAAGUUAGGGACAGUAAUAAACCUUAAAGCCACUAUAUAAGUUCAUGAAAACUUUGAAUAGAAAAAGUAAACCAUAAUUUCUUUACCUAAAAUUAAGUUUUAACUCACUUUGCACUUUAUCAACAUAUUUUCUUGCAUACUCUUUUGAUUUCAUACAAUGAACCAUUUAUAAUCUACAGAUUCAAAACUCUGAAAUGUUUAACAUUAUGAGCACUAGCUAUGAUUUUAAAACAGCUUUUGUGUACAUUUUAUUUUUCUAGAGUACUGUAGUAUAAUUAUUACAAGAAUAACUAACAGUGAAUUGAACUAUGUGAGGCCUUAUUUGAAGAGGUAAGAUCUCAAAAAUAUAAACCAAAGAUCGACUUACAUUUAUCAGAAAAUUACAGCUAACCUCCAAAAACAAUCAUAUCAACAUAAUUAUAUUUUUAGUUGUGUUAUGUAAAGUAUAUUUUAUUGUUAUGUUUUCUAUUUUUAUUUUAAUGAAAAUAGUAUUUGUAUAUUUGUUUUAUAUUUUACCACAGUUUUAUAUCUACUUGUGCCCUAUCUACAGCCUGUAUAUACAUUUUAAGAUAUAUUUUAAUGUCUGAAACCCUUCAAACUUUUUAAAUCAGCAUCUCUUCAUGAAAAAAUUCUGUCAUUUCCUGUUAAUGUAGAUAUCCUGGUAUUUAAUCGCAAAAUGUUUUAUUAUUUAUUACCUUGACAGCUUGUUUACAAACUUACGCUUCUUUAUGUGAAUUUGGAAGAAACUAGUUCUGUUAAGUGGUACCAAUGGUCUUUCAUCAUAUCUCAAACUAUUUCCUGACUUGAAUGUGUCCACGCCCGAUCUUAACAUCACUUGCUGUUGAAGUGUCAAUUAUAUGUGAAGCUUGUGUUUCCCUGUGUUGGGAGUCAGCGAGUAUGUGCUUACUCGCUUACUCACCGGACUUGUAUCUAACAAGUGAAAUUUGAUUCCUGCCUCUUACCUCCCAUUGUGAGAACUGUGAUUUUUUACUGUUAUUAGUUUUUGUAAAGUCAUAGAGAUAAUGUAAAAAUGAGCCGUAUAAGAUAUGUCAAUAUUGUAUAGUUGUUUGCUACUCUUUGCAUUUAUACUAAAUCGAAGUGAUUAUUUUCUUAGUUUCGAUUUAUACCUCUCAUUCAUCUAGUUUAGCUUUAGAGAUUGUAUCAUCUAGAUAAAAUAGUAAAUAUUUGGCAUCAUUCUGUACUUACUUUAUGUCAAGGCCUAAAACAAUACAAAUUUUUCAUUUUUCGUUUGAAAUUGUUGUUUAUAAAUCAAAACCAAUUAAUGGGAUGCAAUUAAAUAAGGAAUUAACGUUACUUCAGAAAGUCAACAUGUCUGUUACAUGGAAAAUUGAAGUUGAAAUAUAAAGAAUACCUACCAUUAUUUUGAAAUUGUUUAAGGUAUGUGACAAAAUACCGUUUUGAGGGUAUACCACCGUUCUAGGAUUUAAUAAAUUCAUUUCGUUGGCAUUUAGACCUCAAACAAUUAUUUUAAAAGCAUUAUAUAUUUAGAAGGUAUAAAUGUGUUCCUAAACAUUAUAAAACAACAAAUUUAUAAAUUAUA